This is a messenger RNA of Pteropus alecto (black flying fox), 1512 nucleotides long. It is a transcript of the gene LACTB2, whose product is annotated as lactamase beta 2. The record is from RefSeq and is a predicted model, not a curated record. The transcript has 7 exons. Gene Ontology annotation, cellular component: mitochondrial matrix. Bases 44 to 910 code for a protein of 288 amino acids. Gene Ontology annotation, molecular function: RNA endonuclease activity; single-stranded RNA binding. NCBI's taxonomy places the organism in Eukaryota, Metazoa, Chordata, Mammalia, Chiroptera, Pteropodidae.
UUUCUUAUUCGGCGCUCGGGUCACUCCGCGGCGAACAAGCGAGAUGACUACCACUCUGAAGCACGUCGAGCAGCUGUCCAGUCGGGUGGUGCGCGUCCUGGGCUGUAACCCGAGUCCCAUGACCUUGCAGGGCACCAACACCUACUUGGUGGGGACCGGCCCCAGGAGAAUCCUCAUUGACACGGGAGAAUCAGCAGUUCCAGAAUACAUCAGAUAUUUAAAGCAGACUCUCGCUGACUAUAACACAGCAAUCCAGGAAAUCCUUGUGACUCACUGGCAUCGUGAUCAUACUGGAGGCAUAGAAGAUAUUUGUAAAAACAUCAGUAAUGACACCACAUACUGCAUUAAAAAACUCCCACGGAAUCCUCAGAGAAAAGAAAUUAUAGGAAGUGGAGAGCUUCAAUAUGUUUAUCUGAAAGAUGGAGAUGUGAUUAAGACUGAGGGUGCCUCUCUAAGAGUUAUAUACACACCCGGCCACACUGAUGAUCAUAUGGCUCUGCUUUUAAAAGAGGAAAAUGCUCUCUUUUCUGGAGACUGCAUCCUAGGAGAAGGAACAACUGUAUUCGAAGACCUCUCUGAUUAUAUGAAGUCCCUAAAAGAGUUAUUGAAAAUCAAAGCUGAUGUUAUAUAUCCAGGACAUGGCCCAGUAAUCCAUGAUGCUGAAGCUAAAAUUCUACAAUACAUCUCUCACAGAAAUACUCGAGAAGAGCAAAUUCUUAAAAUGUUCCAUGAUAAUUUUGAAAAAUCAUUUACAGCAAUGGAGCUUGUAAAAACUAUGUACAAGAAUACUCCUGAGGUUUUACAUGAAAAGGCUAAACAAAAUCUCUUGCUUCAUUUGAAAAAAUUGGAAAAAGAAGGAAAAAUAUAUAGCAGCACGGAUCCUAUCAAGAAAUGGAAGGCUAAUCUUUAGUUUCAGAUUAAUGAAAGCUUUGUUUUGUUUUUAAAGAAGAGUAUAUUUCCUUAACUAUUAAUUAUUUACAGAGACUAUAGAUUGUGUGUAGAACAUUGAAAAUAACCCUAGAUAUACUUUAAAAUAAUGUCAUAUUUAUUCUAAAGUAUAUAUUACAUUUUAUAUCUAUAAUAUAAUUAACCUACAAUUUACACCAUUUUACCAAAAAUUCAGGAUCUAACAAUUUAUCCACUUUGAAUCAAUUAAGUAAAAUGGUUACUUUAAAAAUAAUAAACUUUAUGUAUUUUAAACUGGAUAUGUAUCCAGUUAUCUACUUCCAGUAAUAAUAGUAAUGAUACUAUUUUCUCUAGAUGCUUCAGUUAACAGCACAGAUUUCUGUGUAAUCCUUCCCUUUCUGCAAUCCUUGUCUACAGAUUAUGUCUUCAUUUUCAUGUUUCUAUCAGUUAUAUCAUGAUUACGUAUUAGUUCUAUAGCUCUGUGUCACAUAGAUUUUCUUACAGUGGUAUCCCACAAAUGAUUCAUGCACAUCAACUUUUGGUAAUUGAAAAAUAUGAAAUUCCUAGUUAAAGGCAUUAUAUAAUAAAUAUUUUUGUAAUCCAUGA